CAGGCAGGCAGGCGGCAGUGAGCUGAUGGUGUUCGUCUCGUUGAGCUGCAGAUCACUCUGUGGAUGAUUGAAAGAUUGCAAAAGAUACAAUUAUUUUCAUCAUCACUCUUCCUCCUCAGAUCAUCAUCAGGAUAAAUUUCUGUCAAACUGCAUCUGGAGCUGCCAAUCAAAUCUGCCACCAAAGACGGCCACUUCCGGCCAACAAAUGUCCAUGGAGUUCCUAGUCAGAGUCGAGAGGUCAAACGGAUCGCGUCCUGCAGGCUGUGGAUCAGCUCUGGAUCAGCUGUACUGGCAGCUCUGCGACAUUUGGGGCAUCGUGGUGCAGGCAGCAGCGGCGUUGGGCUUUGUGAGCUGCAUUGCACUAGCAUCGCUUCUGCUUCUGUGGCUGGUGUGCGCAUCCUGUCGGUGUGGGCGACCAGUCAGCACGACAGCGGUGGCAGCACUGCUGCUGUUCUUGCUGGGUACAGCCGGCAUGUUUGCUCUUCCUUUCUCGUUUGUCAUCUCGCUGUCACCACAAACGUGCCCUGUGCGGGUGUUUCUGUUUGGGAUGUUGUUCUGCAUUGUGUUCGGCGCUCUGCUUGCUCGUGGUCUCGUCCUAAUGGAUGUGGGGCUGGUGCGCGGUUGGAGAGAGGCAGGCGUGACUGUGACACUCGUGCUGGUGCAGGUGAUCAUCUCCGUGGAGUGGCUCCUGGUUGUGUUGAUCCGGGACGAGAGAACAUGUGAGUUUUCACAAGCAGAAUUUGUCAUGCUGCAGAUUUACGUGAUGGUGCUAUUAGCUGCUGCGCUGGUGACAGCGCUGCGCUUCCUCUGCAAUGCAUACAUCACCUACAGCUACAGCUACACGGGCCGACAGAUGCAUCGACACACCAAACUGCAGGCGGCACUGCUUGUCCUGACGCUGCUGCUGAGCGUGUGUGUUUGGAUCGUGUGGAUUACACUGCUCAUAUAUGGGAACCGUGCGAUGGGCCACAGCCCUGACUGGGACGACCCCGUGAUUAGCAUCGCACUAACUGCUAAUGGCUGGGUGCUGCUGCUGGGGCAUGGUUUCUCUCAGGUCCACUUUAUGUGCCAAUGUGAAGCACGUAUGAAAGAUCCGCCGUUGCACUUCACAGGGUGGACAAGCCCUGGAAAAACACCAGCAGCGGUCACAGAAGAAACAAAAACAGGAAGAGACAACAGUGGCUUCCAGAUGGAUACGGAUGAGAGGAGAGGUAAAGACGUGGAGUCCCCUGGAAUCAUCAUGACAGAGAUCAGCACUGAGAAAGAUUACAGCAUCCCACGACCAACAACCACCAACAUCAACAAACCAUACGACGAAUACUACAUACACAGAGUUUGACACAUUCAGUUCUGCUCUAUAACUUUAGCAAACAAAUCAUGAAACCCUAACAUACAGUUUACCAAUUUGUCUCAUCAUCCUUUAGUGCCCACAAGUGUGUCUUGCAUUUUAUGCCACCAAAAUAAAAGCUGUGGAAAUGUUGUGAAAAUACCUGACAAGUUUUCUUCAAGGAUAUUUCCAGGUUAAGUCAUGCUUAUUUGUAUAGUUCUUUUCACAACAUUGUUUCAUUGAAAAACUUAAUUCGAAAUUAUGCUUCAAAAAUUGUUUGUUGAGCCCCAGUGAGCAGACAAAGGCAACUUUAGCAAGGAACACAAACUCCACAAGAUGUUAGUUAAUGGAGAAAAAAUAACCUCGGGGGAAACCAGGCUCACCGGGGGAGCCAGUUCAGUAAUGCGUUCAGUGCCAGCAGAAUGUGAAAAUACUGUCUAUACAGUCACCUGCUGCUAUUGGGCGCACUGCCACUGGCAUGUUGCAUGUCAUGUUCUGUCAGCUACACAGAAUAAAAUGUGGCAAUGUGUUUUGCUGUCCCCUUUUGCAUGUCGCGGCACCAUUUCAAGGCCCCCUUCAUCAUAUCGUGGCCCACUUUGGCAUAUCACGGCCCCAUAUCGUGGCAGGCCCACCGGGAUAAAUCCCGGUUCUCCCAAUAGCCAGUCCAUCUCUCUCUCCAAGUGUAUCUGUGUGUGUAUAUUUGGAAAGAGGGGGUGUGUCUAAUUCAAAGUUCCAUUUGCACAUGCAGCAACUUUAUCACUUAAUGUUGCUAGUCUCUGUCCUGUGAAGUCUCUAGUGCACGUUUCUACUGCUGUGGCUCUAAUGUUAUUGGCGGACCACAUGUCUGGCCAUGUCUGAUCACAGAUGAGGCAUAUUGCUGGUAAAACUAAGAUAUCAUUUGUAUAAGAUCAGUGUACAAAUAAAAAUCAUUCAGACUGCACACAAUUUCUUUUCCAUGCAUAAUUUUUUAUAUCUAUGUAUGUUGCCACAGACAAAUAAUUUUGAACAGUGAAAUCACUCACAUCAACUAAAACUUCUCUGUCUUGUCUGCACUUGAGAGAUGGAUGACGUGAGCUCCACUGACUCAGUCUUCACUCCUAUUAGUUGUUUUUUUCUCCCCUUUUCUCCCCAAUUUGGAAUGGCCAAUUCCCAAUGCUCUCUACUUCCUUCUGGUGGUGAGUUACUUGCCUCAAUCCAGGUGGCGGAGGACAGACCUCAGUUGCCUCCAUUUCUGAGACAGUCAGCCCGUGUCUCUUAUCACAUGGCUUGCUGAGCAUGUUACCACAGAGACUUAGUGUGUGUGGAGGCUCAUGCUAUUCACUUUGGUGUCUACACACAACUCACCAAUCACCCCACCGAGAGCGAGAACCCCCAUAUUGCGACUAAGAGGAAGGUAACUCAAUGUGACUCUACCCACCCUAGCAACCUUAAGUUAAACUUUUCUCAACUUUCUGAAGUCUCUGGACAUGCCCACAUCUAGUUGCCAGAGGACACUCUCGCUCGUGUCGCCGGAAGUCACUAGCUCUCAUUGAAAAUAAAUUAGAUCAUGUCACUUUGUCGCUGGAAGCCACUGCAUGUGUGAACAGGGCUCAAGUCAAAUGGAAGGUGAGAGAGCAUUUACCUAUUAUGCCACCAGCAGCUGGAACCAGCUUCCAGAAGAGGUCAGAUGUGCUCCAACAGUAGCCACAUUCAAGUCCAGACUGAAAACACAUCUGCUUAGCUGUGCAUUUAUACUUACUGAUUGAACUGUAUCAUUUUAUUCCUGCACUAUUUUUAUUUAUUUAUUUAUUUUAAUAAUCUUUCAAUAGAUUUUUUUUUAUUUUAUUACUUUUCUCAUUUCUUGUUCUUAAUUGGUUUUACAUUUUCUUUAUGUAAAGCACUUUGAAUUAUCAUUGUGUAUGAAAUAUGCUAUAUAAAUAAACUUGC
Myxocyprinus asiaticus (Chinese sucker) is the source of this 3253-nucleotide messenger RNA. RefSeq names its product G-protein coupled receptor family C group 5 member B-like. NCBI's taxonomy places the organism in Eukaryota, Metazoa, Chordata, Actinopteri, Cypriniformes, Catostomidae. Gene Ontology annotation, biological process: G protein-coupled receptor signaling pathway. The coding region runs from base 206 to 1339 and encodes 377 amino acids. The transcript is spliced from 4 exons. Gene Ontology annotation, molecular function: G protein-coupled receptor activity; protein kinase activator activity. Gene Ontology annotation, cellular component: plasma membrane; extracellular exosome; signaling receptor complex. The record is from RefSeq and is a predicted model, not a curated record.